CACGACGUCGCCUUUGCCCCCGCGCUGCCUCCAUCCCGGCAGCGACGAAAGGCACGUACACAAAACAAUACACGCGCAGCGCCCGCAGUUGCCCGUCCAAGCAGCAACCUCUCCCUCUUCCUCCCCAUAUCAUUAUUGGGAGAAGUCGUGCCGUGCCAGUCGCUGCCGCCUCCCUCCCCUCCCUCCCUCCCUCCCUCCCUCCCUGUUUCUUGGCCAGAUUCCCCCGUCUCUGGCGCUGGCGGCCGGAAUCCCCGAUUGGGUUCGUUGAUUGACCUGACCGCCGAUCGUGCCGCUACCGACGAGAGCCCGAUUCUUGCCCUGACUCCUCCGCGGGCUGAUUGAUAGGGGAAUUGGGGGAUGGUCCAGUGUCUUAGUCGACCAUUGGUCAGCCAAGAUCAUCACAAAUUUGUUUGAGAUAAAAGCAUUGGGCAGCGCAAGUUCCAGCCGUGGCUGAUGGAUGCCACAACCAGCCGCGGAGCUUCCUCAUCUCUCCCCCUCCACCUCAUCGUGGAUGAUGCUCUUGCUCUUGUUACUCCAUUGCAGCAAUCAUUUCAGCGGUCGCAGCGCCUUUGCUUUGGUGACUCUGCUCCAGGGGAGUUCCCAUUGGCUGCAAACCCGUCAAUUGUCCUCCAUGUCCUCACAUCGUGCAAUCUGGACCCUGAGGACCUCGCCCACUUGGAGGCAACAUGCACAUUCUUCAGGAAACCUGCCAAUUUCCCUCCCGAUUUCGAUUUGUCAAUGUCGGAGCUCGCAGCGUUGGAUUUGUGUCAGAAAAGGGCUAUCUUUAAGCCUAUGACUGCACAUGAAAGAGAACUUUUUAAGCAAUGCUGUGGUGGGAGUUGGAAACUAGUUCUUAGAUUUAUAAUGGCAGGUGAAGCAUGUUGCCGGAGAGAAAAGUCCCAGGCAAUUGCUGGGCCUGGUCACAGCAUUGCUGUGACAGCAAGUGGUGCUGUGUAUACUUUUGGGUCCAACAACUCUGGUCAGCUUGGCCAUGGAAAUUUAGAAGAGGAGUGGAGACCUCGUGUUGUCAGAUCAUUGCAGGGGAUUAGAAUUAUUCAAGCAGCAGCUGGAGCAGGACGGACAAUGCUCGUCAGUGAUGCUGGUAGGGUGUAUGCAUUCGGGAAGGACUCAUUUGGAGAAGUUGAAUAUGGUGGUCAAGGCUCCAGGGUUGUGACUACGCCACAGGUGGUAGAAUCACUGAAGGACAUAUACGUUGUCCAGGCAGCUAUUGGGAACUUCUUUACUGCUGUGUUGUCUAGGGAGGGGCGUGUGUAUACAUUUUCAUGGGGGAAUGACACGAGACUUGGUCAUCAGACAGAGCCAAAUGAUGUGCAGCCACAUCUUCUCACAGGGGCUCUUGAGAACAUUCCAGUUGUGCAGAUUGCUGCAGGCUAUUGCUAUCUCCUUGCGCUAGCAUGUGAACCUACUGGCAUGUCAGUUUUUUCUGUUGGUUGUGGGUUAGGAGGGAAGCUCGGCCAUGGUUCACGAACUGAUGAGAAAUAUCCUAAGUUAAUAGAGCAAUUCCGAAAUUUAAACAUACAGCCAGUGGUAGUUGCUGCUGGAGCAUGGCAUGCUGCGGUUGUAAGCAAGGAUGGACGUGUUUGCACCUGGGGAUGGGGGCGCUAUGGUUGCUUGGGUCAUGGCAAUGAGGAAUGUGAAUCUGUUCCCAAGGUAGUUGAGGCUUUGAGCGGUGUGAAGGCUGUCCAUGUAGCAACCGGGGAUUACACAACAUUUGUAGUAUCAGAUAAAGGUGAUGUUUACUCGUUUGGAUGCGGGGAAUCAUCAAGUCUUGGUCACAACACUAUAACUGAGGGUAACAACAGGCAUACUAACAUACUUAGCCCUGAGUUGGUGACUUCUUUGAAAAGAGUUAAUGAAAGGAUGGUUCAAAUCAGCCUUACGAACUCCAUAUACUGGAAUGCACAUACAUUUGCACUCACAGAUUCAGGGAAACUAUAUGCCUUUGGCGCAGGGGACAAAGGGCAGCUAGGUACCGAACUUGUUGCACAGCAAAGUGAGAGGGGGACCCCAGAGCGAGUCGAAAUUGACCUCAAUUAG
Panicum hallii is the source of this 2058-nucleotide messenger RNA. RefSeq names its product ultraviolet-B receptor UVR8. The coding region runs from base 454 to 2058 and encodes 534 amino acids. NCBI's taxonomy places the organism in Eukaryota, Viridiplantae, Streptophyta, Magnoliopsida, Poales, Poaceae. The transcript is spliced from 6 exons. The record is from RefSeq and is a predicted model, not a curated record.